This is a messenger RNA of Phycodurus eques (leafy seadragon), 5691 nucleotides long. Its product is annotated as rho GTPase-activating protein 6-like. The record is from RefSeq and is a predicted model, not a curated record. Gene Ontology annotation, biological process: signal transduction. Lineage: Eukaryota; Metazoa; Chordata; Actinopteri; Syngnathiformes; Syngnathidae. The transcript is spliced from 14 exons. The coding region runs from base 164 to 2791 and encodes 875 amino acids.
UCAACUCGCACUUCUGCAACCAAAUGUGGCCCCAUCCGACUCCUCCUCGGUUCACCACAUGGGACUUUCUGUUCGAGGCUCACCGUUGUGGAGCUUGAGGAAAAGGCAUUGAGCAGGUGACCCCCUGCGCCCCCCACCCAAAAAAAAAGAAGAAGCAGGAGGCAUGUCUGCGGCACAGGGGCUUUUGAACAGCGUCUUCUGCUCCUCUCCGGCAUCGAAGGCCAUAACCAAACAGAGGCUACGGCAAACUAGGAGCCUGGACCCCGCCAUCAUCAGACAAUACGGCACUGGGACCGAUUGUGCAAGUGACGCGCAGUUGACCGGUUCAACUGUCCCGGACGCAGGUGCGUCCUCGAAGCCGUUUCCGCGCACCAAGACUUUAAUGCUCAAAGAACCCAUCCCACCUUCGAUCUCCUCUCCCUCCAUACCUUUGGACGUGUCCCCGUCGUCUAACUUUCAUUUUGACUACGACGUAGUGAAGCGUUCCAAAAGGAGAACGACUGGGGAUUUACCGCUCCUCGUGCGGGGCUCCGGGUUCGCGCCGUCCGGGAGUACCGGCGCGCUUUUCUCGCCUCGGAGGUGGCUCCAGAGGAGAACACAGCCGCCGAGCUCGCAUACUGACGUCGUGUGGAAACCGGAGGGUGACUUCACUUGGAGCAGCCUGUCCGGCCAGAGUGUGCGUCUGACUGCAGUUGCCAUACAGAGCCUGUCUGAACUGGAGAGGGCCCGGCUCCAGGAAGUGGCCUCCGCCCGCUUGCAUCAAGACUAUGAUGUUGGAUGUCAGAUUACUGUGCCAAAAGAUGGACAGAAGAGGAAAAUGUCCCUAAGGAGGAAGCUGGAUUCUUUAUCCAAAGAGAAGAGCAAAGAUAAAGAGGGUGUUCCUCAAGCCUUCAGUAUACCCCUCUCACAGGUCAUCGCAAACGACAGGACGCAUAGGCAGCGCCAGGAUGGCUAUCGUCAGGAUCCGCCACAGCGAGAGGAGCACAAGGACUCGUCUGACCUUGUCUCUUCCAUUCUACAGUUUGCGACAAAGCGAUCUUCUAAUAAGGAGCUCUCAAGCAGUAACUCCUCAUUGAGCUCCACAUCGGAGACAGCCAAUGAGUCGACGUCGCCCAACACGCCUGAGGCUGCACCGCGAGUGCGCAGACGGGGUGGCAUGUCGGUGGAUUCAAUAACGGAUCUGGAUGACAACCAGUCCCGCCUACUGGAGGCGCUGCAGCUCUCCCUGCCUGCCGAGACACUAAGUAAGAAGGAGAAACACAGGGAUAAACGGCUGAGUCUCAACCCUAUAUACCGCCAGGUGCCCCGUGUGGUCGACAGCUGCUGUCAACACAUUGAGAAAUACGGCUUGCAGACAGUUGGGAUUUUCAGGGUGGGAAGUUCUAAGAAAAGAGUUCGACAGUUACGAGAGGAGUUUGACCGUGGCGUUGAUGUCCAUUUAGAUGAGGAGCACAGCGUUCACGAUGUGGCCGCCUUGUUGAAGGAGUUCCUCAGGGACAUGCCUGACCCACUUCUCACAAAGGAGCUGUAUACUGCCUUCAUAAACACGACAUUGUUGGAUCCAGAUGAGCAGCAAAGUGUCAUGCAGCUACUGGUAUACCUGCUCCCAGCAUCCAACAGCGACACACUUCACCGCCUCCUGUUGUUCUUGUUCACCGUGGCCGACCAUGCCCAUGACCGGCAAGACAAAGAUAGACAGGAGAUCACAGGGAACAAAAUGACCUCCUUAAACCUUGCCACAAUCUUUGGCCCCAACCUGCUCCAUAAACUCAAGCCUUCAGACAAGGAGUUCAGCGUCCAGAGCUCGGCCCGGGCCGAGGAGAGCACAGCCGUCAUCUCUGUCCUGCAGAAAAUGAUCGCCAGCUACCAGACCCUCUUCAUGGUCCCACCUGACCUGCAAAAUGAAGUUUUGAUGAGUCUACUGGAGACAGACCCCGAUGUGGUGGACUAUCUCUUGAGACGAAAAGCAUCACAGUGUACCGAUCUACUCCAGGCUGAGGAGCCCUUCACCCUGAGCGAACGCCACUCCUCCAGCGAUUCCAACAAACCGUCCAGCGGGGAGGUGUCCCCAUAUGACAACAACUCCCCCAUCCUGAGCGAACGGAGAGGGGAGGCAGGGAAGCCAAGCGGUGCGAUGAUGGGGGAAGUGGCGGCCUGGGCAGGGGAGUCUGGAGCUGACAGCAGGGUGGGACCAGACUGUAUAUCGGAGGAACAUGCUAACAUUUGGGGUACGUGGCACACGACUCUCAAACCAGCACUCAAGGACCAAACUUACACAGGUUCCCAUAGCAACGUGUCUGAGGGAAGCUCCCGCAGCUCACAGGAAGGACUUGAUGGACUCCAUGGUGAUAGCAGACACAAGCCGAUGGCACUGCCAACAAAGACAGUGUCUGGCAUCGUUGAGUGCAGGCCACACCCGCCGGUGACCCGUGUGUGCACUAGCCCUCACCUGCAGCCAACCAUCAAUCGCUCUGCGCAGGUUCUCCAGCAUGCUCAUGGAGCCUGCACGACGUCGGAAUUGAAAGGCUGGGUGAACUCUAACGAGAGUGGCCGAUUCCCUCCUCCUUAUAACGCGCACCACCGUCUGGCUGCUUGUCAAAGUUCACCACAGCUUCCAUCAGCGCAGCAGCACCCCCUGCAGCACAAGAUGCCAAGUGCCGAGCAGAAAAACUCCGAUGGGCCCAUGAUGCCGCACAGCCAGGAGUGGCAGGACUGGCAGAGGGACCGCUGGCAAAUAUGGCAACUGCUAUCUUCAGACAGUGCAGACACACUGCCAGAGACAUUGGUGUGAGAGCAUCAAACUCCAGCUUUAUGUCAUAUCUGAUGACUGCUUGGAGAAACUCGUCUGUGAUAAUCACACAGCCUCAUCUUUCCUCUCUUGUCCAUCGCUGGAUCUGCCAGCAUGCUCACGCAAUGCCAUUCUUGUUUACAUAUUCAGCUGCUGCCUUCUACAGACUUUGAAGCCACCACUCAUUAUUCUGUUUAGAUAUUGUUUCUGCCCCACAUUUCAGUUCGAAGCAUUUGAAAACAGCCCCCAGAAAUACCUCAAAAACCAUCACAGCACUUCGAAAACAUAGCCAUGAAUGCCAUCUGGUUUCUUUUUAUUUUAGUGCCGAGCAAUAGGAAAUGCGCUAGCUCCCUUAGUUAACAAAAAGGCAACUUUAGACUACAAUCUCGACUUUAAAUGCUGUUUAAAUGCAAAAUUUGUAUACACACUAAAGGAGUUCAUCAAACAUUUGAUUUGAAGUAUGUCUGUCCUUCAAACCUUUGACAUAAAUGUUAGUCUUUGUAAGACUGUUAUUUUUCGCCUCACUGUUGAAUGCAAUUAUAAUGUUAAAGCACUCAGCUGUAAGUUUGCCACUUGCUGCACUAUAAGAUGUGCCAAAGUUGUGUUUGUUUUGUUUUUCCAUUUUAUUUCAGGAUAUCCAUUGUGUUCUUGUACAUGUUGAUGAGAAUGGUUUAUACAACAAUGUUUGCAUCAUAUUUCAAGAAGUGUCCUUGUUAGUUUCUGGUGUGUGUGUGUGUGUGUGUGUGUGUGUGUGUGUGUGUGUACAUUGUAAGUAAAAUACAGUGAAACCACAAAUUAACAGACUAAAAGGGAAGAGGGGUCAUCUGUUAUUUGCCAUUUGUCCGUUAAUUUGAAACACUUUUUUUCAAGGCCUAAAAACACCCGUUACAUUAUUAAAUGAUUGUAAAUAAAUGUAAAAAAAAAAAGCAUGAAAAUGUUUGAAAAGUUUUCAAAUUUAUCCAAACUUACCUUUAAACAUUGUUGUGAUGGUCUAAUGCUUCGGUGGAAGUGCUGUUGUAUGUGCCACUUGUAAACAGCUUCCUGCAGGUCCCCGCUUUGACACACUUUCAAGUGCUUCUGCUUCUGCACAACACCUUUCUUAUCUUUGGUAGGGUCCACAUCAAACUUCACUGCAAAAUCUUGUUGUUUUUCCUUACUGCUAAAUAUGUCACUUACAGUUACAGUAAGUUUUUCAUGCCUUAUUCCUCGGGCCACAUAAACUCCCGACUCCAGCUUCUAAAUAAGUACCAUUUUUCACCAAUGCUAAGGUUAGUGCGCUUCCUUUUAUUAUUUCCGUUACGAUUGUAUGCCGUAGUGAAGAGCUUGACACACACACACAAAAAAGACUGACCACAACCGAUUACCGUAUAUCAGUAUAUAUCAAUAUACCGUAGAAUGUUCGAGAUGCAUAUGUGUACACAACGAGCGCUCAAGUAAACAACAGUGGCUCUUCCCAGAACUACAGUGUUGAUUCCGCCAGUAAAGAACAGUGGCCACUUUUGGAACUAACGAUAUUUGCUCGCAGGCGUGCCUGACUCUACCAUUUCUGUUCGUUAAAUCCGGAGUCCGUUGGUUCCAGGACCAUUAAUUUGUGGUUUCACUGCGCACCAAAACUAUGCUGUGGCCAAAAAACAACAACAGCUAAAACUGAUUCUGUAUAUGUCUCAUUUUGAACGGGCCAAAUGUGUGAAGUAUUUCUCGAAACUGGGGAACAGUUACCUGAAUUAACCUUUUUAUUGGAUAAGUCUUAAAAUGUACUGACAUUUUUGCUCUAAAGAUGGAUAUUAAUGAUUACUAAGCAGUCAUAUACAAUGUUAAAAUAUGAUACAGUAUAUACUCAUUUUCCAAUGGUCAGUCAGUUUUCUGUUUUCUAUGUAUGGCUUUUGCGACCUGAUUGUGUGCUUAGGGUAAUAUAGUGAUUUGUGCCAAGUAGCCUUAAUUACCCCGAUUAACUGACCAAUACUUGCACGUUUGGGCAUUUGGAACAGAAUGUUUCAGCUUGAACCCCUUCAUAGAUUUUAUAAAUAAGAAAACAGCACUUUUAAAUGAAACCCCAAACCUACACUGCAAAAACACAAAAUCUUACCUUGUGAAUUGAUCUUAUUUUUCGUGUACUUAUUUCUAGGCAGUUUUUGACUUUGUCCUAAAAUUUCAGCAAGACAAAAAGACUUGUUUUAAGUUAAAAUAGCUUAUUUUAAGAAUCUUAUAAAGUAAAUUCAUGCUACCCCCGUUGUCAGAUUCCCCCCACUUAUUUUAGGGACACAAUAUCUUGUUUUUAAUAUUUUUUUUUUUAAAUAAUUGUUUUGAGAAAGUCAUUUUUUUCCCCAAGGUAACUGGCCAACUCCUCCUGAAGACUCAAUCACGUGGAUAUUUGCUGGCAAAUAUUUCACAAUUUGUGUAUUUCUUUGAAAGGGUGAAGUAAAAGAAACAAACAAGUAGUACAGUCCAACAGUUGGACACAUUGUGUUGAAUAUUUGGCGUCACCUAUUGUCAGGCUAUUGUGGUGUUUCCGUCUGUGAACACGUUCCUGUUCUGUAGGAAAGCAUGUGGAGUGUCAUGUAGAGUGUCUUCUGUUAAGAGUAUGUAGAUUUAAGGGCGUAAAUAAAUGUGCUAUAGCUCAUAGUUAGGGAUCAUACUUUGUUAACAAUUCAGCAAAUGUGCUUUGCUUUCCUGAGUGAAAUAUAUGAUAUGCAGUACUGGUAUAUAUGUAUCUAUUCCAAAUGAAAAAAAGUUCCAAAUCGUCCUCGUGUGUCUUAAUCUUACAUCCUAUUGUGCCAUGGUGGAUUUAUUGACAUCAGUGGGGUUUUAUGGUCCAAUUUGUCACUCAAUAUUUUGCUAUGUGCUUUUUUGGUACCACGUAAGUUCUACACAUGUUGUAAUGGAAUUAAAUAUGGUUAUGUUCA